CCAAACAGACACAAGCAGUCUCAAGUUGGACGGAUCAGCUGCAGCGGUGAUUGGCUGUGUAACUCCACAAGCUUGGUUCAGAAGCGUUUAAGGCCGUUUCGCACCCACCAUUUCAUUUGAUAGUUCAAUCGAGAGCAGUUGCAAUAGCCUCUGGAGGUUUGCAAGUCGCCAGUUGUACCUGAAACAACAUCAUGUGCGUUGUGUUCGAGUUGUAAGCAGACUUAGUGCUUAUCCUCAGUCGCACAUUGUCACAAAACCUUUUUAGUUCAAGGCUGUGUUUUCUGACAUAUUGGUCCGGAGAUGAACAAGAAAUUCAUUUCAGAGCAAAUAGAUGGAGCUACAAGACUUGGUCAUGAGCAGCUUGCUAAAGGAAAUAUUGACGAGGCUUGCAGUUCAUUCGAAAAGGCCGUUGAACUUGCAGAAAGGUUGAAAGAGGGAUUCACGGAAAGAGCUUGCUAUUUCAAUCUUGGAGCGUGUUAUGUUGCACGUGGAGAUCCUAAUCGUGGAGUAGAAUACUUGAAAAAAUCUUUUCCGCCCAAUAAGGAGUUGGACGGUAGGACAAAUUAUGCAGAUUUACAGUACAAUUUGGGAACUGCUUACGACGCGCUGAGCGACAUCCAGAAGGCUGUGGAAUGUUACGAGAUCGCUGCUGAAGAAUACAAAGCUCAAAAAAACUUGGAAAUGCGAGGAGAAACUCUUCUCAGACUGGGUAAAGACUGGACGAACAUCGGCGAUCUGAAAAAAGCUGCAGAAAUUUACCAACAAUGCGCCGAAAUAUUUCAGGAAAUGGGAGACAAAAAUACACAGUUGCUUAUUUUGAACAACCUUGCUAGUUUGCUCGGAGAAAUUCGGGAUAUUGCAGCCUGUGGUAAAGUGCUUGCUCAAGUUAUUGAACUUUGUCAAGAUGUCGAAGACAAUGGCUUGAAAUGUAAAGUUUACAAUGACAUUGGUCUUGUUUACAGUGGAUUGAAGUCUUAUGAGAAUGCAGCAGAAUGCUUUGAACUAGCACUUCCCCUUAUGCAUACUGAGAAUUCUAACAAGGAACUGGAAGCUGUUCUACAACAAAACUUAGGGGCAGUGUAUAAUCAGCUUAAGCAGUACAAUAAGGCUAUGGAGUGUCACAGGCAGGCGGUCAGCCUUCAUGGAGAACAUUCAAACAGGGUAGCCCAAGGGCAAUCCUUCUGUAACAUGGGAUUUGCUCAAAGUCAGCUGGGAGAAUACAACAAAGCUGGAGAGAGUUUCUCACAUGCAAUUCAGGCAGCAAAAGACUCUGAUGACAAAAGAGGUUUGUGGCAAGCUUAUGAGGGAUUAGCAGCAGUCAGCUUUCUGAGCCAGGAAUAUGACAAGGCAGUGGAGUAUUAUAAGUUGGCUCUGUCCGUUCUUUCAACUACUGGUGAAGCACACCCUGAACAUAACAGCAGAAUUGUCAGCAAACUUACAAAUGCAUUAGAAUGCCAAUUGAUUGUGUCAAAGCAAUUGAAUGGUAGGUUGCCGCCAAUAAGAUUGAACAGCAUGAAAAGUGAUGUUGUAGACAGUGUAGAGAGGAGUAAUAAGACAGGAAAGCGAGUUGGUAAAACACGCUCAAGACAGGAGCAUCAUCAGUUGAUUGCAAGGGGAAUUGACGGGGAUCAAACUACUUCCGAGGAGUCUGAGGGAUCAGGUUCGGGAGAGGUGUCCACUUCUAGCGAUGAAGAGGUGGAAGAGAAUGUACAGGGCAUCAAGGAUCGUCAUAUGUUCCAAAGGGUGACAACUACUGCAGCUGAAGUUCAUCAGGAGAGGAAAACAGCAAAUGGGAAAAGAGAAAGGAAAAUGACAUCUACAAGUUCGACUGAGGAGGAACAUGUUAUCAGGGAGAGGGAAAGAAGAGAGAGAAAAUACCGCCAAUCACAGAGAGCUAGAAAUUUGGCCUCCAGAGAACCACUGAAGUCAACACAAGGAGAUCACAUCUAUGAGCAGGUAACUGAUGACAGAGUGGCCUCCCCUGCAAGAAGUAAUUUUUCUGGUGAGAUGCCGCGGGCACACAGAGAAGCAUACUUGGCUUCAGUGCAGGCUUCCUCAUCACACAGGCCAGACUCACAAAUUUCGCAGGAGGAGCAAACUGUCCAAUCCAGAACUUGCAUUAUUCAGUAAUUAAAGGCUAAUAAUUACUAAUAGAACAGUUUUUUUAAUUGCUUUUGUGCAAAGAAGGCAUAUUAUGGCUUUCUGUGGUGAUUUUCAUUUUCAGCAAGGUGAGAGUAAUUUGUGGCAGACUGGAGACGAAUAGAAAAUAUAAGUCAUGCAUUUUUAAACCUUUCUUAGAAAACAGAAAAAAGGUGGAAUCGUCAAUAAUUUUUUCAAGGAAUACACUCUAAAGAAACUUGGUUGUUAUCUAACUAUUAAGCAAUCAUCCAAGACAUGCACCUCUCACUUUGCUGGGUCACACUUUUGAAAUAAACAAGUUUCUUUUGUUUCUAGUUGAACAUUACCUUUCCAUGGCUUGUCAACAGUGUGUUCUUGGGUACAUUAUUUUGAAAAUGGACACAAAUGUAUUGCAAAAAUUACAUAUUGAUAAUAAUGAUUUUUAAUACAUCAACACAAGUUGGUUUAGCAACAGGAGCUAUAUCUUGCCAAAAAUUUUGAAAGUGUACCAAAAAGCUGUUUGCACUUUUUUGGCACAAAAGCUUUGUCAUGUGUGUUUGAAAGAGAAGUAUUUUCUCUGAGAUUUUAUUCAGGGCAUGAACAUUUAUUUAGGAGAAGCUACAUAACAUUCCUAUAUAGUGAUAUAUUUUUUGAAUUUCAAGAGUUAAUGUUUCAGUCCGUCGUGAGGCUGUAGCAUGCUCGUAGAAAGAUAAGGUUUUGUAAUUUGAGUAUAACCUUUCUUGUGUCAGAGAAAUUAUAUGUUAUAUAUACAUUCAAUUCGUGAAGUUUGUAGUGGACAGUGGUUUUCUGUGGAAAGCAAUAUUUCAUUAAUUAUGGCUAUGAGUUCUAAAUAAAAUUUGUCUUUGCCUGA
This is a messenger RNA of Stylophora pistillata, 2989 nucleotides long. RefSeq lists its product as uncharacterized. Gene Ontology annotation, molecular function: protein binding. The record is from RefSeq and is a predicted model, not a curated record. Lineage: Eukaryota; Metazoa; Cnidaria; Anthozoa; Scleractinia; Pocilloporidae.